This is a messenger RNA of Pogoniulus pusillus (Red-fronted tinkerbird), 2213 nucleotides long. It is a transcript of the gene GNPDA2, whose product is annotated as glucosamine-6-phosphate deaminase 2. Gene Ontology annotation, biological process: N-acetylglucosamine catabolic process; D-glucosamine catabolic process; N-acetylneuraminate catabolic process. The transcript is spliced from 7 exons. NCBI's taxonomy places the organism in Eukaryota, Metazoa, Chordata, Aves, Piciformes, Lybiidae. Gene Ontology annotation, cellular component: cytoplasm. Gene Ontology annotation, molecular function: glucosamine-6-phosphate deaminase activity; identical protein binding. Bases 170 to 997 code for a protein of 275 amino acids. The record is from RefSeq and is a predicted model, not a curated record.
CCAGGUGCUUCCGGGUUGCGCGGCAGGCUGGGCGGGGCGGGCGUACGGCGGCUGCGGCGGGCUCCCGGUGCUGCGCUGGGCCGCCCUGCCUCUGCUCGCCGACACGGCGCUGCUGCGGCGCUCCUUAGGGUUUAAGUUCAUUUUAUGACACAAAUUCCUCACUGCCACAAUGAGGCUAGUAAUUCUUGAAGAUUAUGACCAGGCUAGUGAAUGGGCAGCAAAAUACAUCUGUAAUCGUAUUAUCCAAUUCAAGCCAAGUCAAGGAAGAUAUUUCACACUUGGCCUACCAACAGGGAGCACACCUUUGGGCUGCUACAAAAAGCUGAUAGAAUAUCACAAGAAAGGAGAUCUGUCCUUCAAGUACGUAAAGACUUUCAACAUGGAUGAAUAUGUAGGGCUUCCCAGAAAUCAUCCAGAGAGCUAUCACUCCUACAUGUGGAAUAACUUCUUUAAGCAUAUUGACAUAGAUCCCAAUAAUGCUCACAUCCUGGAUGGGAAUGCUCCAGACUUACAGGCGGAAUGUGAUGCAUUUGAAAAGAAAAUUGAAGAAGCAGGGGGGAUUGAUCUGUUUGUUGGAGGCAUUGGUCCAGAUGGCCACAUUGCAUUCAAUGAACCCGGAUCAAGUUUGUCUUCAAGAACAAGAUUAAAGACUUUAGCAAUGGACACCAUUUUGGCAAAUGCUAAAUACUUUGAUGGAGACUUAUCUAAAGUACCAACUAUGGCGCUAACAGUUGGUGUGGGUACAGUGAUGGAUGCUAGAGAAGUGAUGAUUCUUAUAACAGGUGCACAUAAGGCUUUUGCACUGUACAAAGCCAUUGAAGAAGGAGUCAACCAUAUGUGGACAGUUUCUGCUUUCCAGCAACACCCUCGUACUAUCUUUGUGUGCGAUGAAGAUGCUACUUUAGAGCUAAGAGUUAAAACUGUGAAGUACUUUAAAGGUUUAAUGCAUGUGCACAAUAAACUUGUGGACCCACUGUACAGUAUGAAAGAAAACUGAAAGAAGAAUUGAAGAGGAACUCCAUGUGGGUCAGCAGCAACAGUUUUAGGUAGCAGAUGAGUUCACUGCUAUGCAAUGUGCUGGAAACUGUUUAAAACAAGGAAUCCUAGGUACUGUAUUUUUUAAGAGGUCCAAUAUCCAUUCACAUUCCAUCUGUUUGCUGUGUUGUGCAUUUUGCUUUAACAGUUGGAGCUCUGUUGUUGGCUGGUACAUAAUAGAACAGAACACACCUCUGGGUGGGGGGGAGACUGCAUGUUUUGGAGGGAGGUGGGGAACAGAGCAGUUACUCUAGCACAGCAAUGCAAUGCAUCUAUCUUGUGUUAGAGAAGAUCAUCUUUUAUCUCAUGGAAUUUGCAAUUUUUGGCUUGGUUAGUGUAACUACACUUCACAUUUGUGUCUCUAGGCAGAAUGGUUUUGGCCUUCAUAGAUAGUAUGGACUUGUAAUAGCUGUACAAUUUCUAGUAUGAAAUGUUCUGUUUACAUAUAUCUAAUGUACACUGAGCUUUUUGCACUUGGUUGCCUUAAAUUUAGCUUAAACCAGUUUUGGGGCACCUCAAGUCCUGCUGUGCAGUUCAGGCAAAUAAAAUAAACACAAAAGCAGUGCCUAAAAAUGCACCAAAUUCUUGAGAAUUGUAAUUUACUCCACGGAUAAAAUUAUUAAACUUCUGCCAUAGCACAUUAUCCUCUCCUCUAGAUCAAAUUGCUUUAGGAAUUUUAUAUUAUUUUGGUAAUUAUGCUUUAUAGAUAAGGAAGAAUCUUUAAAGUGUUCCAUUCUGGAAAGACCUGUUUCAUUGUACCUUUGGUGUUACUAUUAAAUGCCUGAAAAAGAGGUUAAUUUGCAGGAAUGUUAACACAUGGGUCAUUUAAAGUCAAUUUAAAGUCAGCUGUUCAUCACUUUGCAGUAGUUCCCUCUCAUGGUAUCAUGGCAAAGAUUGAGCUGUUACAAUGGUUGUUAAGGUGUGCAAGUUUAACACAUGGGUCAUUAAAAGUCAGCUGUUAAUCACUUUGCAGUAGUUCCCUCUCAUUGUAUCAUGGUAAAGAUUGAGCUGUUACAAGGGUGGUUAAGGUGUGCAGGCUUAACACAUGGGUCAUUAAAAGUCAGCUGUUAAUCACUUUGCAGUAGUUCCCUUUCAUUGUAUCAUGGCAAAGACUGAGCUGUUACAAGAGAUGCUGUUUCCUUUUUUGAAGAUAAGUAAAAGUUGAGUAUUAAUCUACA